UUAUAAAAUCUUCCUUCCUGCUCAGCGAAAGAGGUUAAAAAUCUCCCGAGCUACCUUCUUGGAUAAUUGUAAUCUCUUAAAUCAGUAGAGCAAUUUUAGCACCAAAGGACAGUACAAGAAAUGAACUUCUUUGUGGAUUACAGCUGUGAAAAGAACACCAAAACCGGGAGAUUCAAACUAACUGUGCCUGAUCUCAGCACUACAAGUAUCAGAGACGUAAAGAGUGCGAUACAAGAAGCCAUACAAGCGCCGGUUUGCGAUCAAAAGCUGUUUUAUCAGGGACAGUUGCUAACUGAUGAUCAAAUGACCCUCGGUAGGUUGUAUUUCAAGGAAGGAGAGAGUUUAAAAUUACAGUUUCUCGCUGUAGCAGACAUAGUAGGAAUGCGGAAACUUUUGUCUGUGCUCCAGACAAGCGCACAAGGAAUUGUGGAAAAACUACACGGAGAGCUUCCAGACAUUAUAAUGGCAAAGGAUCCUAAUGGUUCUGCAGUGAGUUUCAGCUUUUCUCGGGACUUCGGAGAUGUAAAACUAGGCAACACGUAUCGAGCACUGCCAGAACUUGCCAGCCAGUACUUCGCUCCCUGGAAGAGUUUGAAAUCGAGUGCUCAUAGACAUUUCUUCGUUCAAGAAGGAGGAUUUGACGCAUUCUUGGAAGUGUUCAAAUAUUCAUUGAAACUUUUCCUGUUUGCAGAUUUUCAGGAAACUAAAGAUGCUCAAAGUCCAAUGGAUGUUGUGAUGUUACGAACCCUGAAUCAUUUAAAACACCAUUUUGAUCAAGGACAGCUUCUUCUUGAAUACAGAUGUCUUUCCUGUUUGUGGACCUUUGCUGAGACAUAUGAAGAUAAGAAGUUUGCUUUAUCAAAGGGUGUCUUUCCAUUAUCAGUUGAAGCUCUCCUUAUCCACCCAGAUGUAUUCAACAAGGCUGGCCUCACUGACUUAGCCAGAUUGAUUGUUUUCUUAAAUCAGUCUGCUGUUGGCUGCUGUGCAGGAUUUGUGGAGUAUGAUUCAAACCUCCAGCUAGAAGUUGCCAAAUCACCAGCAAUGAUCAGCAAAUUACUCUUUAUGAUUGACAGAAGCCAGUCUGAGACAGCAGAAUAUUCACUAUUUUCAAGUCAGGUUGCCUCCAACACGCUGUUUUACUGCACAUUCAAUGUAAAAUCUGCCCAAUAUUUAGUAAACUGUGGAGUUGUGGAAAAAAUGCUUAAUAUUACAAAAAAGCUAUUGGAUGAUGAGGAAGGAGAUUUCCCUUUAAGGUACUAUUGUUGUCUGUUCCUGGCAAGAAUGUGCUCAGCUCCUCUGGUCAAUCUGGCAGCAAGUGUUUGUUCUACUAUAGACAAACUUAUUGACACCUUCCUGGACAAGCACGUUCCCAGUGAGGUCACAAAAUAUGAGGAAGAAUUGUCUUUUGUUUGGAUGACAAUGGUACCGUUGGUUCAUUUGGCUUUCGCUGAAGGAAAAAAAUAUGCACAUGGUAGAAAGAUGAAUCAUAGUAACCAUGGUCAUCAGGUUAAUAGCUCAAAUUUGGAUUUAACUCAAGUUAAAGGAAAUCAUUUUCUAGAGAGGCAGUCAUCAAAAUCCAUCAUUACUGACUUGGGUGUAGCACUGGGUGCUGUGGAGAUCAAGGCCGAUUCCAAAAAUCCUCUUGAACCUAACAAUGAUGAAAGAGAUUCAAAACGUGAAUCUCCUCAAAGACCAGAGGCUUGUGCACAGUUGGAGGCUGAUGUGACUGAAGAAGCCAAAGUCACAAUUAUUGGGACGACUGUACAUUUUCAGAGAAUCAAACAAGUGAACACUAGCAUUCAAAAGGUCGAAUGUCAUCAUGCCACAGCUAAGACCCAAUCUUUUUCGUCUGAAAACAAAGAUUGUGUGAUGGAAAGACAGAAAAGCCAAUUCACCUUGCCAGGAUCCAAAUCAACACAGAAGCUUGGCAUUUUUUCUCUGGUGCACAUGUUUUCAGUCAAAGACAACCGAGAGUUAGCGUCAUCCGAGAAUCUCCCAGCGUACUUGGUCUGUCUGUCUUGGUAUCUACCGUGGGAAGAGAAGGAAAAAUUGAAGCACAGCAUGGGAAAUUUAUACUUCGCCUCCACACCUCCUUCUUUGAAAGUUGCCGCCAAAUCUGUACUUUCUCUGACGAGAGGCUUCGACAUGGUCUACCGGCUUUGAACGGCAUGCACACUACUUAUUAGAGGCACUUUAAAACUGGGAACAUUUUAACAUUUCAUUUCAUUCUACCGUUCCCAUGUCAGAAGCUGGGACAUUCUCGGCAUAAUACACUUACUAAGACUCGGUUUUACGUCGUAUGGCUCCUGUCGUCCUCUACGUUCCUUGAAUCAACUGCAAGUCGUACAAAGGAAAUCAAAACAUGUAGCCAAAUAAUCGGGGCACGGAGCGUUUCACUUUCCCGCUUAUUUUUCUGCAGUCACAUGGCAAGUGUAAACCAAUCAAUAAGACUCAUUCCUUGAAUAGCUACCAGCCUUUUGUGGCGGUCGAAUGAACAGGCUGUUACUUAAUUACCUAUUUAAUCAUACUCGUGAUUGACAAAUCGUGAUUUUAUUCAUCACUCGUAAGAUUACAGACCGAAUUGGACUCCACUCGUUCCUAUUACCAUUAUUAAUUACUAUCACUAGCAUUGUUGUAAAAUUAUCACAUUUUUUUGCGGUCCCAAGGCAUUCUUUGUCGAGCGCUAAGAGAAUCGAUAGGAAUAAGACAAAGAUGUUGAUUUAAAAUGAAUAACAAGGUACCUCUAAUUACACAGAGAGUCAGACAUAAACGACAAGCUCCUUAAUUUGUGGACAUCAGGUAUUUACUUAUUGAGCCAAUUUACUAAUGUAACAAGGAUUCAUUUUCAAAUAAAAGCCUAUUAAUUUUUGGUCUUCAGUUUGGAGUUGAAUUUUUAAUACGGGAUGUUUUAAUAAGGGUUCCAUUUUUAUAAAUAAAAUGAUUAUUCCAAGUCGCCAAAAAAAGACAUCUCGAGCAAUCAAACUCUCUGUCGAUGGAUAAAGACAUUAAAGAAGCAAACGGUAACGAAAUGUUCAUUUUAAUCAAUGCGCUGUUACGUACGAACUAUAUGAUUCCUGUAAAACAUUUGAAGAGAAACGUGCGAUUGUCGGCGAAGUCGUGCAAUUCAAACUGUAAACAAAAUUAUUGAAGUGAUUAUAAAAAUAAACUACACCUGACACAAAAAAUUUCCACUGUAGGUUUGUUUUCUUAUCUAACAUUUGCCUGAAUUACAUUUUAAUAAUACCAAUCUAACCUACAG
Pocillopora verrucosa is the source of this 3259-nucleotide messenger RNA. RefSeq lists its product as uncharacterized. Gene Ontology annotation, molecular function: protein binding. NCBI's taxonomy places the organism in Eukaryota, Metazoa, Cnidaria, Anthozoa, Scleractinia, Pocilloporidae. The record is from RefSeq and is a predicted model, not a curated record.